AUGGCCUCGCUCAUCUCGGGCGCUGUUUUUGGCGCCGCCACUGUGGUUGCUGGUGUCUACUCCCCAUCCGUCAUCAUCAACCAGUUCAAGUUUGAAGAAUGGCACAUGCUGCAGACCUUUCUCGGCGCAGCGGCGACCAGCGCCGCUGUCUACAAAAUUCUGGAAGGCACUGGCUACGUAAACCUCAAGCCUCGCAGCUCCUCACCCAUCGGCCUCUUCGGCCAGUAUGAUGGCAACGUCCUCGGCGGCUUUCUUCUCGGUGCCGGCAUGGCUCUCUCGGGGUCAUGUCCUGGAACUGUACUCGCCCAGGUCGGAGCUGGACUUCAGACUGGUUUCUACGCCCUGGGCGGAGCGGUGCUAGGCGGUAUUGUAUGGACAGGAUUCCUCUCAAAGGCCGUCAAGGCGCAAAAGGAGAGAACAGGAGUGAAGCCCGAGACUGUCACCCUCAACGAAAAGCUCGGCGUCUCCAAGGCCGCGACUGUCAUUCUAUUUGAGACUCUCUGCCUGUCUGCCAUCGCUGCUUCGGUCAUCUACACCACUGGCUCGGAUUGGACCCUUUUCUCCGCCGGUAGCGGUCUCUUCAUCGGUUUCGCCCAGCUCUUCUCUAUCCUCGUCCGCCGUUCCAUGCUCGGUGUCUCUGGCUCCUACGAAGAAGUUGGAAACCACUUCUGGUGGCUCCUCAAGGGUGCUGACUCUGCUUCGUACCCCAGCAGCCGCCAGAACAUGCUGUUCGCGACCGGCGUGGCGGCAGGUGCCUGGGCAAUCUCAAAGAACUUCCCCGAACUUCUCGCAGCGUCCAUCGUCGAGACUGAGCCACGAUUGGCUGCUACCGGCGGCUUUGUGAUGGUUGUUGGCUCAAGACUGGCUGGAGGCUGCACCUCUGGACAUGGAAUCAGUGGUCUGUCACUCCUGUCGACGUCGAGCCUUGUUACCAUUGGUACUACUUUUGCUGCUGCAGGCUUGAUUGCGCCUCUGGUUCACUAG
This is a messenger RNA of Fusarium keratoplasticum, 984 nucleotides long. Its product is annotated as Sulf-transp domain-containing protein. Lineage: Eukaryota; Fungi; Ascomycota; Sordariomycetes; Hypocreales; Nectriaceae. The coding region runs from base 1 to 984 and encodes 327 amino acids. The transcript has 2 exons. Gene Ontology annotation, cellular component: plasma membrane. The record is from RefSeq and is a predicted model, not a curated record.